AUGGUAGACCUCUCACUAUACGCUAUAGAAGCGCUUUUGGUUCUAGACGGCGAAGGUAAGCGGAUAUACACAAAAUACUAUCGGAGCCCACAUGAGAAACCAGAACAAUCAUCGCAGCAACACAAGACCUCUGUGAAACAGCAGACAGAGUUUGAAAGCAGGCUUUUCAAGAAAACACACAAGCAGAAUGCUGAGAUCUUACUGUUCGAAGACAGUCUGGUGCUUUACAAAGAAUAUGUUGAUGUUUCGCUGUAUUUAGUUGGAUCUGCCGACGAAAACGAGUUAGUACUGCAACAGGCGUUCACUGCUGUUAAAGACUCACUAGACUUGGUGCUAGCGACCGGAAUUGACAAGAAGAAUAUUCUAGAACAUUAUGACAUGGUGGCAUUGGCCAUCGAUGAAACCAUCGACGAUGGGAUCAUUCUGGAGACGGAUCCAGCUACAAUCGCGUCGCGGGUCACGAAGCCACCUUCUAAAGAUGCACCAAUCAACAUUGAACUCAGCGAAAAGGGUCUACUAAGCGCAUGGGGCUUUGCGAAGAGUAGAUUAGCCGAGAGGUUGCAACAAGGUUUGUAA
Molecule: messenger RNA, 576 nt
Organism: Lachancea nothofagi CBS 11611
Lineage: Eukaryota; Fungi; Ascomycota; Saccharomycetes; Saccharomycetales; Saccharomycetaceae
Source: the annotation of a GenBank genome assembly